AAGAAGCCGGAGUCUUCGCGAGUGGAUGCCGGGGGCUCUUCCCUGCAGUCUCUGCAGCCGCAAAUCUGUCUGCGAGGCUCGCUCACACUCCUAGACUUGAUUCCUCUUUCUCUCCCAGCUGCUCGCCGGAGGACCGGUUGCCAUGGUGAAGGAGAAAGUGGCGCACCCCCAGGACCCUCACCAUCCUUCUGAGAAGCCCGUCAUCCACUGCCACAAAUGUGGGGAGCCUUGCAAGGGCGAAGUGCUCCGGGUCCAGACCAAACAUUUCCACAUCAAAUGCUUCACCUGCAAAGUGUGCGGCUGCGACCUGGCCCAAGGAGGCUUCUUCAUCAAGAACGGGGAGUACCUGUGCACCCUGGACUACCAGCGGAUGUACGGGACACGCUGCCAUGGCUGCGGGGAGUUCGUGGAGGGAGAGGUGGUGACUGCCUUGGGCAAGACCUACCACCCCAACUGCUUUGCUUGUACCAUCUGCAAGCGCCCAUUUCCACCCGGAGACCGAGUCACGUUCAAUGGGAGAGACUGCCUGUGUCAGCUCUGUGCACAGCCGAUGGCCUCCAGCCCCCGAGAAGCCUCCUGCUCUGGCAACUGUGCUGGCUGCGGAAGGGACAUCAAGAACGGGCAGGCCCUGCUGGCGCUGGAGAAGCAGUGGCACUUGGGGUGCUUUAAAUGCAAGGCCUGCGGGAAGGUCCUCACCGGGGAGUACAUCAGCAAGGAUGGUGCUCCGUAUUGUGAAAAGGACUACCAGGGGCUCUUUGGCGUGAAGUGUGAAGCCUGUCACCAGUUUAUCACAGGGAAAGUCCUGGAGGCAGGUGACAAACAUUACCAUCCCAGCUGUGCACGAUGCAGCAGAUGCAACCAGAUGUUCACAGAAGGAGAGGAAAUGUAUCUUCAAGGCUCUACCGUUUGGCAUCCCGACUGUAAGCAAUCUACCAAGACUGAGGAAAAGCUCCGGCCACCAAACUUGCAUCAUUAUUCGUCUGAUUUCUUUUAUCCCAAAAGUCUGAUUCGACGCACAGGACGCUCUCCGUUUCUGCAGCCAACCAGGACAUCCUCCGAGAGCAUUUAUUCCAGACCAGGCUCCAGCAUCCCUGGCUCCCCUGGUCACACGAUCUAUGCAAGAGUGGACAAUGAAAUCCUGGAUUACAAGGAUUUAGCAGCCAUUCCUAAGGUCAAGGCAAUUUAUGACAUUGAACGUCCCGAUCUUAUUACCUAUGAACCUUUCUACUCUUCGGGCUACGAUGACAAACAGGAGAGGCAGAGCCUGGGAGAGUCCCCAAGGACUUUGUCUCCAACUCCAUCAGCAGAAGGCUACCAGGAUGUUCGGGACCGGAUGAUCCACCGGUCCACGAGCCAGGGCUCCAUCAACUCCCCCGUGUACAGUCGCCACAGCUACACUCCGACCACAUCUCGGUCGCCCCAGCAUUUUCACAGACCCGGCAAUGAGCCGUCCAGCGGCCGAAACUCCCCUCUCCCUUACCGGCCAGACAGCCGCCCUCUCACUCCAACUUACGCUCAGGCCCCUAAACAUUUCCAUGUUCCAGAUCAAGGGAUCAACAUUUACCGAAAACCACCCAUCUACAAACAGCAUGAUGCAGCUGCUUUGGCAGCCCAGAGCAAAUCUUCAGAAGACAUCAUCAAGUUUUCCAAGUUCCCAGCAGCCCAGGCUCCAGACCCCAGCGAGAUACCAAAGAUUGAGACGGACCACUGGCCUGGUCCCCCCUCAUUUGCCGCCGUAGGAGCUGACAUGAGGCGCAGAUCUAGUGGCAGAGAGGAAGAUGAUGAGGAACUUCUGAGACGCCGGCAGCUUCAAGAAGAGCAAUUAAUGAAGCUCAAUUCAGGCCUGGGGCAGUUGAUACUGAAAGAAGAAAUGGAGAAAGAGAAGGAGAGCCGGGAGAGGUCGUCCCUGUCCGCUGGUCGCUACGAUUCUCCCAUCAACUCGGCGUCACAUGUUCUAUCAUCUAAAACCGCAUCUCUCCCAGGCUAUGGAAGAAAUGGACUUCACCGGCCUGUUUCUACAGACUUUGCUCAGUACAACAGCUACGGGGACGUCAGCGGGGGCGUGCGAGACUACCAGACCCUCCCCGAUGGCCACCUGCCAGGAAUGAGAAUGGACAGGGGCGUGUCUAUGCCCAACAUGUUGGAACCAAAGGUAUUUCCAUAUGAAAUGCUCAUGGUGACCAACAGAGGGCGCAACAAGAUCCUAAGAGAUGUGGACAGAACCAGGCUGGAGCGCCACUUAGCCCCAGAAGUUUUUCGGGAAAUCUUUGGAAUGUCCAUACAGGAAUUUGACAAGUUACCUCUCUGGAGACGCAACGACAUGAAGAAAAGAGCGAAACUCUUCUAAAUCCCGCACAUAGUCAGCAAUUAGAAAAAGGACUGACAAUGGCAGUGACACAUAGGAUGUUGUAUUAAAUCCCAAAGUUGAUUGGAGAAUUUGCAGACUAUUGUCCUGCAGCAAUGAAAAAAAAGGGAAAAUCUCAUUAAAACACCCAUGAGCCAAAUAUCAGGCCAAGCAAUGGGCAACACCUGCCAAGAAGCAAUGGGGUAGAAAUUUCUAUGUUCCCACACUGGACAGUAGUGUUCACACGUGACCUUUUUACAUCACCUUAUGUCCACAGCAGGAGCUACUUCUUUGGUUUUCCUUUCACUGUUGUCCAAGCAUAGUGCUAACUGUAUGGAUCAGAGCCAGCAAGUGCCCUUAGGAUGCCGCAUGGAAAAACGCAGUUGUCACGAUUCCAAAGUCUGAGCACUUACCAUGUAGCACUGUGGCUGAGAAGCAAGAGCCUGAGGGCCGCGUCCAUGUGGCAGCAGUCUUGCGCACGCCUUUCUCUCCCGGCCUCACGCCGCUCGGCCCAAGCGCCCCCAGGAUGGAAACAAGUCGGGGACCCCAGCAGCUUUGCUCGAUUGGGCUGAAGAGCAGCCAGAGUAAUUUUUCACAAGCUCCUAGUUUCCAGUCAUUUGAUAGGACCUGGUUGGCAAAUUACUUAGCUAAUAUUAAAAAAAAUUUUUUUUGAAAGACAGAGAGAAGGGAAAUGAACAGAAACCACCCCCACCUCCUUAGCUCUUUCUCUGCUUCAGACAGUGUGCUUGGUUCUUUCUCCCCACCAAAGACAGGAGCCAUCUUGGGCUCCCUUUGUAAAAAAAGGAAAGUGGGGAGAUUGUCUUAGGCUGGCCCAGUCCGUGCUGUUCGAUGACCUUUGCCCAGGACCAGAGCACUCUGAGGGAGGAAAAAGUUCCAUAUCCUUCUAGUGCAAGUUCUUCCACUCGCAUCCUCCGCUCUGUCUGGCAGCCCCGAGCCCCACCAGGCUCGUGCCAACUUGGGUUUAUUUUCAAGGUCUUUUUGGUGAUAGGCUAAGGAAAGCAUGCUUUUCUCUUUAAAGUCUCUGCAUCUCCAAGGUGAAUUGCCUCAAAAUGAAUUUGGCCUUUUCAGCUUUCCUUCUUGCCUGGCACUGUGGUCUUCUUGACGUGCGUGCGUGCGUGCGUGCAUGCAUGUGUGUGUUUGUGUUUGUAUACAUUCUCACCCAGGGUAUUUUUCUAAGUCUGUUCUUUAAUUUCAAUUCUGUCCCCCUGUGCUGCAGCUUCCAAGGACAUUUCCAAAGGUGUGUGUCUCAGGUCAAGGGUGAAGCCAGACUGUACCCCCAAACCACGUGCUCAUUUGGAAGGGUGUUAGGAAGAAGCCAGCACCUUCGACAAUUCACCUACCCUAAAUCAGCAUCAAGCUGAAAACCCCAGACCUGGCAUCAGGCUGGGAGUGAAACACAACUCAUCUCACCAAGUUUACAAACUGAGCCCCACAAGAUUCACUCCAGAGCCCAAGGCUUCACACCACACACCCACACCCGCCUCCCCCCAUGAGGAUUUAAGACCACAUGGCAAUUCCUGCCAGCCUCUCAGACGAGAUGUGGUCCGCUGAGGGACCCCACCCAUGAGACUCCACUUAGGAAUAGAAACCUUCUUUGAAAGCCACAGGAGAAAGCAUCUGAACUGCCUAUGCUACUGAUAAUAAAAGCUCAGAAAUUCUUCCUGCUGGCACCAAGUAUUAAGAUUGUUGGUAUCUGACACCAAGGGAAAAGCAGGCGGAAUUGUUUCUGCAGACGUCUAACUCGAGACCCAUUUACUAACCAGUAAUGCCUGUGAUCGCCCCAUAGUCUUGCCCUGUGCUCUUCCCUGAGGAGUCUGAGUCCUCCUGUCCUUUCAGUGCUACCUACUGACUGAGGACUGUUCUCACUCUGUGUGUGUGUGUGUGUGUGUGUGUGUUGACCCGUGUCCAUCAGUUACAUCUUGCUUCACCUUGUUCCCGCCCUCCUGUCUUCCCCUGACCUCUCCUGCAUCCACAGCCCCAGCACGGCACCACUGUCCUUGCACUCUUGGUGAAGUGUGUGGGGUGGGACACAGUUUGAACCCGUGUCUCCUGCCACAGUCCAAAACCAGAAUGGCCCAAUUUGGGUUUUAGUGUUCAGCUGGCUGAGAUUUUGUUUUUUCCCUAUGGACACAACCAGUGGUUUUCCUUGAUUAAUGAAUGUUGACCCAAGCUCCUGUAGAUCAAUUGUCAGUGUAAGAAGAAUUGCAAUAAUUGCUAAAGAACUGAACCCGAAAUCUCCCACUAAUGAAACUCUAUUUUUUCUUGUAUCUUCUAAAUUCAGUUUAGCAUCCAACUUGGGGAGGGAGGUGGCUUCUUUGCAUAUCAAGUGUAUGUCAAGUGUAUGAACUAAUUUGAAUGACACUGUGUAAAAAUACAUUGUCAGAACUGUCAGUUGCCUUCUGUCUGCAAGCAGACAAUCCUGUGCUAGCUCUGGUGACGGGACUCGGAACCCAUCAUGCUGACUCGGUGCCCCAACUCCACGCCCCAGCAGAAGGAUGGGCCACAGACCACCUGACUCUCCUCACUGCCAGAUCCAGUGUUUGGGCUACAGCAUCCUGUCCAUUUGGUUAAUUGGGGCUCAGCACCCUCAUCCCCCAAAUUUACCAGGAGAUGAAUGUUCUCUGCAUGGGCCCCACCCAGCACUCCAUGUAACAAUCCUAGUUAUUCACGCAACCAAAUUAACAGCAAUAGUUCAUGCUAGGCAAGGAGGUGCAUCCCCGGCAAGCCUCCUGGUACACGUAUCCAGGGCUACACUCUGAUGUCGGGUUACUUGUGAGUCGAUGAUUGCAUUAAGUGAAAAGGCCCCUGCAACAGUAGGAAAGGCAGUGCUUCCUUCAAACACUUUUCUUCCAGAAAAACCAAGAUACCAUGUGGUAUUCCUGUGUGAUUUAGAAUGAGACCACGAGCAUUUAGACAGAUACACAACCAUGAGUGAGAUGUUCUCACGUGACCUGUUCACGCCCUAAAGGUAAACUGCUGGUCUUGACAACCUUGGACAGAAAAGCUAGUUUCAUGGGUGAUAAAGUACAAAAAGGUUGUUUUUAUCUGUCCUGCCCCCUGGUCUCCACGUUCUCCCUGUUCUCUUCAUUCUGUGGCCACCUCCUCUUCCCAGGGGAGACCAGAGCAACUCUUCUCACCAACUCUUGUCUUCUUCUUCUGUCUUGUUAAGCCACUUGGAGAAGUCUCGCUGGAAAAUGUUUAUAACACUUUCUCCUAAUUUCUUUUUUUUUUUUUUUUUUUUUUAUAGAGGCAUGCUUUAUUUAUUUGUUUGCUGGUUUGUUUGUUUGUUUUGUUUAUACAUGCACUGGGUACAGUCAGAAGCGCGGGAGGG
This is a messenger RNA of Talpa occidentalis (Iberian mole), 5696 nucleotides long. It is a transcript of the gene ABLIM1, whose product is annotated as actin binding LIM protein 1. Gene Ontology annotation, molecular function: actin filament binding. Gene Ontology annotation, cellular component: actin cytoskeleton; stress fiber. Bases 143 to 2347 code for a protein of 734 amino acids. NCBI's taxonomy places the organism in Eukaryota, Metazoa, Chordata, Mammalia, Eulipotyphla, Talpidae. The record is from RefSeq and is a predicted model, not a curated record. Gene Ontology annotation, biological process: lamellipodium assembly; cilium assembly; cytoskeleton organization. The transcript has 24 exons.